This is a messenger RNA of Trametes versicolor FP-101664 SS1, 690 nucleotides long. RefSeq lists its product as uncharacterized. The annotation marks the transcript as partial. The transcript has a single exon. The record is from RefSeq and is a predicted model, not a curated record. Lineage: Eukaryota; Fungi; Basidiomycota; Agaricomycetes; Polyporales; Polyporaceae.
CUACGUGCCUCCUCCAUCCGAGGCUUCUCGGUCCCGGGGAAAGCUGAAAAACUAGUGUCAGCACUCUUCGCCGACGACACGACCGCGUUCCUCGCUGAAACUGACUCUUUUGAGGACCUCAUGGCGAUUCUGUGCAAAUGGCGCGCGGCCUCGCGCGCGAAGUUCAAUGACGAUAAGACUGAAGUCCUCCCUGUAGGGAGUAAGUCGUAUCGCGAACGAGUAGUACAGACUCGGCAACUCACGGUCGGCGGGCCCGCGUUGCCAGGUGGCGUAAAAAUCGUGCCCGAUAAGCAACCGGUCAGAGUCCUCGGCGCGUGGAUAGGGAACCAGGUCGACCAGGAAGCGGUGUGGGGUCCCAUGGUGGAUACGAUCCGCCGUAAUCUUGAGAGGUGGGGUCUUAGGAACCCGAGCAUGUACGGACGUAAGCUCAUCGUGGGUAUGGAAGUCGGCGGUUGCACGCAAUUCCUGGCGCGCGCGCAGACGAUGCCACCGGCAGUCGAGCAAACGCUGGAGCGCGCGGUCUCUGAGUUUGUCUGGAAAAAUGGCGGGCGCCCGACGGUGAGUAUGGCCGUCCUACAGGACCCUCUGGAGAGCGGGGGACUAAACCUACUAGAUGUUCGCGCUCGUAAUGACGCCAUCGACCUGAUGUGGCUGAAGGCGUACGUGGACACCUCGCCCGCCCGCCCGACC